AUGACAAUCGUUUACCAGAAGGAACCGGCGGAACGCAUCCUGGCUAGUCAGGAUGCAUGUAUGGGCGGAUGCCAGGCCUGCUGUGGCAUACCGGCGAUAAAGUCAACGGACGUAGACUCGACAUUCACUGGUCUCCGCCUUUCAAUACGCCAUACCUCCGACGGUAGGUUAUAUGCCCGAUUGGAUGUUGGAAACACUGGCAUUGGCCUGCCAUUGGCUACAAGCCUCUUGAAUAGCUUCAACCAGGCUAUCUCAUCAAUUGAUGGAUCGUCCACACAGACCAUCGGUAGCCUCGAGUUAUGCUCGCCGCAAGAUCGUGACCUGAUCACCCAAUUCACUGGAACCAUCGGCCCUGCCAAUGAUGCACUGCUACAUGAUCUUUGUUUACAACACGCAAAGACAACCCCCGAUGCUCCCGCUGUUCGCUCUUGGGAUGGGGAUCUGACAUAUCGCCAACUCGAGGAAUUGACUUCUCGGUUAGCCCAUUGGCUAGUGGGACAAGGCGUUGGACCAAAGAUCUAUGUGGCUUGUGCCUUCUACAAAUCAACUUGGGCUAUUGUGGCCAGACUGGCUGUCCUCAUGGCUGGUGGUGCAUAUAUCUGCGUUGAUGGCUCUGAUCCACCACCAUAUCUUUCAUCCGUCCUCGAACGCACCCAGAUGAAAAUCAUGCUCACUUCCGCCGGGUACAAGGAACGGUUUGCCGAUCGGGUUGAAACCCUCUUCGAAGUCAGCGAUGCUUCCGUUUCCAAUUUGCCAUUGGUGACUUCAAUCCCUUGUUCGACCGUCACGCCCACCGACCCUUGCGUUGUGCUUUUCACAUCCGGUAGCACGGGAAAACCAAAGGGAAUUAUCCAAGAACACCGUAGUUAUGCUUCAGCAUUGACAGAUUACAUCCGAGUCAUGGACAUGGGACCGCAUAGCCGGAUGUUCCAAUUCGAUUCGUACACCUUCGACAUCAGUAACAACGACUUCCUAGCUCCUCUCAUGGCUGGCGGGUGCUGCUGUGUUCCCACUAAAUCUCUGGCGAUGGAAUCCCUGAUGAACGACAUGAACUAUCUGGAGGGGAACAUAAUGUUCAUCACACCAUCCGUUGCCAUCGACAUGGAACCAGACCGCGUCCCCACACUGGAGAUGAUGUGUAUCGGCGGCGAGCCAGUCUCAGACGCGGUACUAGCGAAAUGGCUGAACCGCGUGCAGGUGGUGAAUCAAUACGGCAUGGGCGAGAUAGCCUCCCUCUGCGCUUAUAACCGCAAUCUUCAGAUGGGUCGGGGGUCAGUCGUCGGUCGACCUGCUACCGGUGCAAUCUGGAUCGUCAAUCCCGAUAACCCCGACCAACUGAUGCCCGUCGGAGCCGUGGGCGAGCUACUUAUCGAGGGCCCCCAUCUCUCCAAGGGAUAUCUAGACCACGUCUCUGGAAAAUCGGAGAACUUCCUCGCCGCGCCACCAGUCUGGAUGGCCCAGCUGCACACCGAGAGACCAAAUCACCGUCUCUAUCGCUCCGGGGAUCUAGGCCGGUACAACCAUGACGGGACGAUCGAGCUAAUGGGCCGGAAGGAUAGCAUGCUCAAGCUUGACGGAGCGCGCGUCGAAGCCGGCCAGGUGGAGUACAUUAUCCGGCGCAACCUGUCGACCGGGGAUGCGGCUGUCGUGGACGUUCUCGGCGCUAUCGAUGGCCAGGCCGAUCCCAUUCUUGCCGUAUACUUAUACUUGGCGAAUAACCCCAUGAACAUGGAGAGCGGUCCGGUCGAAGAGAUGGAGUUCCGUCCGAUCAGCGAGAGGCACGCUGUGCAUUCGCUCACCCAGUCGCUGAGUGAGGCGGUCCGCCAGAGUUUGCCGAAGUACUAUGUUCCUGCGCUGUAUAUCCUUAUUGAUAGAGUCCCGCGCACCAAGUCUAAAAAGACAGAUCGGCGGAAGCUUCAUAUGUUGGGUCAGGCUUAUUACAUGGAGCAUCGGGAUGAGUUGGAGGGGAUUACUGUCUGGUUAGAUUGGAGCCAGAUAUAA
This is a messenger RNA of Penicillium samsonianum, 2001 nucleotides long. RefSeq names its product non-ribosomal peptide synthetase. The transcript has a single exon. Gene Ontology annotation, molecular function: phosphopantetheine binding. Gene Ontology annotation, biological process: secondary metabolite biosynthetic process; amino acid activation for nonribosomal peptide biosynthetic process. Gene Ontology annotation, cellular component: cytoplasm. NCBI's taxonomy places the organism in Eukaryota, Fungi, Ascomycota, Eurotiomycetes, Eurotiales, Aspergillaceae. The record is from RefSeq and is a predicted model, not a curated record. Bases 1 to 2001 code for a protein of 666 amino acids.